Drosophila takahashii is the source of this 853-nucleotide messenger RNA. RefSeq names its product alpha-ketoglutarate-dependent dioxygenase alkB homolog 6. Gene Ontology annotation, cellular component: nucleus. The record is from RefSeq and is a predicted model, not a curated record. Lineage: Eukaryota; Metazoa; Arthropoda; Insecta; Diptera; Drosophilidae.
UCAAAGCCCAACAAAAGUAUUGAUUUGCAGUAACAGUAAUAAGAGUAGGAUUAGCUUAGCGUAGAGUUCCAAUAGAUAAUAAUAGUCAUGGAUUUCACGGGCUUUGAAGUGCGCAAGUGCCCACCGACUGCUAUGUACAUUCCGAACUUCAUCACUUCCGAGGAGGAGCAGCGCAUCCUGAGCCACAUCGAGCGCACUCCGAAGCCCCGCUGGACGCAGCUGCUCAACCGCCGGCUGGUCAACUAUGGCGGAGUGCCGCAUCCCAACGGCAUGAUUGCCGAGGAGAUUCCCGAGUGGCUGCAGAGCUACGUGGACAAGGUGAACAACCUGGGGGUGUUCGAGUCGCAGAACGCCAACCACGUGCUGGUCAACGAGUAUCUGCCGGGCCAGGGCAUCCUGCCGCACACGGACGGACCGCUCUUCUUCCCCAUCAUCUCGACCAUCUCCUGUGGCGCGCACACCGUGCUGGAGUUCGCCAGGCGGGAGGACACCGCCGCGGAGCCAGAAGCUGGAGAGGAUCGGCCCCGCGAGGUCCGCUUCAAGCUGCUCCUGGAGCCGCGCAGCCUGCUCAUCCUGAAGGACACGCUGUACAGCGACUAUCUGCACGCCAUUGCCGAGACCAGCGAGGAUGUGCUCUGCGACCGCGUCUGCAACUACGAUCUGUGCGAGAACACCUACAAGAUCGGCGACCACCUGGUCCGCCGCUCGCCCCGCAUCUCCCUCACCAUCCGCAACGUGCCCAAGACCAGCAAGAUGAAGCUGAAGUUCUGCUAGGCUAGAAUAGUAGUUGGCCAUUCAAUACAGAUUGCACAGAUGUUGACUACCGCACGUUUAACAAACCCACUGAAGGAUC